Danaus plexippus (monarch butterfly) is the source of this 1135-nucleotide messenger RNA. It is a transcript of the gene Vps24, whose product is annotated as charged multivesicular body protein 3. Gene Ontology annotation, cellular component: multivesicular body; ESCRT III complex. The record is from RefSeq and is a predicted model, not a curated record. Gene Ontology annotation, biological process: endosome transport via multivesicular body sorting pathway; late endosome to vacuole transport; protein transport. Lineage: Eukaryota; Metazoa; Arthropoda; Insecta; Lepidoptera; Nymphalidae. Bases 87 to 731 code for a protein of 214 amino acids. The transcript is spliced from 7 exons.
UGUGUCAAUGUCAAUCUCCGAAACCUGAAUGAGGCAUCGUUGUCAAAUCAUAACACUGUUUUAUUUAUAAUUAUUUUUAAUUAAAAAUGGGUUUAUUUGGUAAAUCACCGGAAAGAAAUCCCAAGGAAAUGGUAAAUGAAUGGUCUCACAAAAUUCGAAAAGAAGGAUAUAAUUUGGACAGACAAAUAAGAGCCAUUCAAAGGGAAGAGGAAAAAGUUAAAAGAUCCCUUAAAGAAGCAGCAACCAAAAACGACAAACAAGUAUGCACAAUACUAGCAAAAGAAAUCAUAAGAUCAAGAAAAACUAUCAGCAAAAUAUACACAAGCAAAGCACAUCUUAAUUCUGUACAGAUGCAAAUGAAAAAUCAACUCGCAACUUUAAGAGUGGCUGGGUCAUUACAAAAAUCCACGGAGGUGAUGCAAGCAAUGCAAGCGCUUGUCCGUUUACCGGAAAUCGCAAAUACCAUGCAGGAAUUGAGUAAGGAGAUGAUGAAGGCCGGCAUUAUUGAGGAAAUGUUGGAUGAUACCAUGUCCAACCUGGAGGAUGAAGAGGAGAUGGAAGAGGCAGCGCAGAGUGAGGUCGAUAAGGUUUUGUGGGAGUUAACUCAAGGCAAGUUGGGGGAAGCCCCGGCGCCGCCGACAGCAGAGGCGCCCUCUACCAGCAAGGAGCCCGAGGAGGAUGAAACGGAACUGGAUGAAAUGCAAUCCAGACUCGAGGCUCUCAGAUCAUAGGACGCUAUCACUAUGUUGACUGAGCCCGGGCUGCAUUAGAAAAAUAUGAAUGCCUUUAACUAAUUUUAUAAAUGUUGCUAAUACAAGAUUAUUAUAAUAUAUAUACAUUAAGUUUUGUUAGCUCUGUCUAAAGUAAAGUUCUGGUCGAUGUGACAGUGUACUGUUGAUAGUGUUAUUUUUUUUGUAUAAAGAAAUAUAUUAUCUGGUAUUUAUAAUAUUCUUCUAACUUAAAAUUCUCAUAUAAGGCUAAAGUCUUGUAAUAAAGGAGACUUAUUUCCACAGAACUAUUGUCAUCACCGGGUUUUAACAUCAAAUUGAAAUUUAUUUAAUUUUAAUAAACUAAGUAUUAUAUAGUAAUAUUUGUUUGUUUGUGUAAAUAAAAAUAUGUAACGCUUAUUCAUAAA